UGCUCCUGAAGUGCUCACGGACCAUCCAGGCUGUCUCACUCUGAAAGCAAUGCAGGAUUUGGUACCACUGUUCAAACUUCUCUGCUGCAUAGGAAUUAUGCAGCAAAUUAGUUUAAUAAUCUGUGACCCAAGUGAUGACCUCAACUGUGCUGAUCAUGAAUCUCCCUGUGCUCAGGAGUCACAGGCAGAAGAUUUGGAAAAAGGAGCCAAUGUUGCUGUCUUUGAAUCUGUUCCAAUGGAGGAGAAAGCCAAACCAGAGAAGACUGACUUAGAGAAGAAUAUGAUGUCAUUUCCAUUGUCACCUGUUGAAAUGAGUGUGCCAAUGGUAUUUCCAGAUUCACAAACACUCAUAUGUGAAUCUCAGAAACAAUCACAUAACACAGGCUCUGAAAAAAUGAAGUGCCUUGCUGAUUCUGUGAAAUCUGAUUGGACGGAAACCUCUGGAUUUGACCAAGAGAAAGCAGGUGGGAGGAAAGCAAAGAAGAUUUUCAUUUCAUCUCUCACAGUCCAACCCACAAAAAUGACUCAAUCACCUGUUUUUCCAGAGACCACAGACAAGCUUGACCCUCGAAGCAAACCUCGAACCAUGAGCAUGAGAAAUACAGAUUCAAUGGCAGACAGUACUGAGCCCUUGCCAACAUCACUGGUUUCAAGCACUACAGAGAUUAGCAUUUCAAUGAACACAAAGCCAACAGAAACAUCUAGAAGAAUCACAGCCGAUACUUUAGAUGAUGCAUCACAGACAAAAUCCAUUGAGUAUCCAGUCACUGCAGCAGCUCAAGACCUGAGCAGCACCUCAAUCGAUAAAGUAAAGUCACAGGAGGAAACUAAAGAAAUCAGAGCAACUAGUCGACCCAUGACAACAGGGCAAACGCAACCAGUGGCAAUUACUCCGCAAAUGCUUUUUCAUCAGUCUGAAAGUCCCAAGACUGCAGGAGAGAAAACUAGUGGUGCUCUGAUAAGAGGAGAAGAGCGAAAAGAGCAAGAGAUAAAAGAUUCAGACGAAACUUCACAGAUUAGACUGGAGGAUCUCAGAUAUACGAGUGAACAAAAAACACCUGUGAACAGAGAAUCAGAGUCUGAUGAUUGUUUUAUGGGGGAUAUUUCUACCUGUUCGGGACAUCUUUCCACUGCGGUAAAUACUACAGCAGAGACUAACUCCAAUCAGUUGCACAGAAACAUACUCAGACAAGGAGGACCGUUACGUAAAUCAGGCCUCAGAGGUCCAAGGGGAUAUCCAGGUAUACCUGGUUUACCAGGCCUACCGGGUGACAAAGGAGACAAAGGUUAUGCAGGAGUGAUGGGUCGAACGGGUGAGACAGGGUACAGGGGACCAAUCGGGCCUCCUGGCAUGCCUGCUAUUUUUGUCUGGUACUCAUCAGAAGAAGAAUGGCAAGCAUUUAAGAGCAAGAAGUUCUACAAAAAACUAGUGUCACUGUGGCCUAGAGUAAAGGGAUUACCAGGACCAAUGGGACCACCGGGAGAUGCUGGACCACCAGGCCCUUCUGGAGUUUCAGGCAAACAAGGGAGGAAAGGGGAGCAAGGGAAACUCGGGAGAAUAGGACCAAUUGGAAUGCCAGGACCACCAGGGAGAGCAGGACCUGAGGGCACUGCUGGGAAGGAUGGGGAAACAGGCCCACCAGGACCACCUGGGGAAGAUGGACCAAAAGGUUAUGAUGGAGAGAAAGGCAAUAAAGGGGAGCUAGGUGAGUGGGGUGAUCUUGGGGAGAAAGGACCUCAGGGAACCCAAGGAAUGAAAGGAGAGAAGGGAAAGAAAGGAGAGAAGGGUCUGGCUGGGGUAAUAGGAUAUAAUGGGCUGCCCGGACCCAGAGGACCACGGGGAUUCAUGGGGCCACCUGGUGCAUCUGGACAGAAAGGGGGUAUUGGAUUCACAGGAUCACCAGGACCACCAGGACACACAGGGCCGAGAGGGCUGAAGGGAGUUCCAGGCGUCAGCGGACCUCCUGGACUUCUAGGCGAGAUUGGGCCAAGGGGACCACCUGGCAAACCAGGAGAGGAAGGGCAUGAUGGUGUUACUGGUAUUCUGGGUGCUCUUGGACCGCAGGGAAAACCAGGAGGUGAUGGACCACCAGGUCAAAAAGGAGAGCGUGGAGAUGUAGGAAUUGAGGGAAGCAUUGGAGGUCCAGGACCACCGGGUAUAAAAGGUGCCAUUGGAAAACCAGGAAAUCUUGGACCCUCAGGUGAUCCAGGUUUAAAAGCACGUCGUGGAAUGAAAGGAGAAUCUGGCCAAAAGGGAGAUCAAGGUGCUGCAGGUCUGCCAGGUAAACAAGGCUUCAGAGGUAGAGGAGGCCAGUCCGGGGUAUUGGGAGAGACUGGUUCUAAUGGACCUGCUGGUUUACCAGGACCCACGGGCAAUGAUGGAUUUAUUGGAGAGCCUGGCAGACAGGGACAAGAUGGACCUAAGGGGGAAAGGGGUUCACCUGGUAUCCAAGGUGUCCCUGGACCACGAGGUGAUAAGGGUCGGAUUGGCCAAGGAGGAUUUUCAGGUUUUCCAGGUCCUUUGGGAGAAAUGGGAGAAUCAGGAGACCAAGGACCUGAAGGAGAGCCUGGUAUUAAGGGUAGACCAGGAGUGCCUGGAGGGACUGGAUCUAAAGGCCGAAAGGGUCUGCAGGGUGUUUCAGGCAGUCGAGGACCUGACGGCACUCAAGGUGCACAUGGAUCAACUGGACUAUUGGGAUCAAAUGGAGACAGAGGACAUCGAGGACCCCGGGGUUUACAGGGAAAGCCUGGCGCACCAGGAAUUCAAGGUCCCAUUGGAAAAAAAGGGGAAACAGGGAGCCGAGGACUUACUGGCAAACCCGGAAAACCUGGAAUCAGUGGUGUUAAAGGCAAAGAGGGUUCAGUAGGGCUUCAUGGUAAACCCGGAGAAAAGGGCAAAAUUGGCCCUGAGGGGCCAAAAGGAAAGCCUGGUCAGCCAGGUCCUCGAGGUAUAGGAGGAGGGAAAGGCUACAUGGGACCUCCAGGGCUACAGGGAAACAUAGGCCAGUGGGGUGAGACAGGUGUGCGGGGACUAGAAGGACAUCAAGGGCCACCAGGCCUGCCCGGGCCCCAUGGAGUAGCAGGGUAUCCAGGUAAAGAUGGACCUCUUGGACCCAUCGGGCCUGAAGGAGACAAAGGCAAUAAAGGACUGAGAGGAGACAGUGGAUUGAAGGGAGUUGCUGGUAUCGAUGGUGAGGAGGGCCCAGUAGGUGAAACUGGACCAGCCGGACCAGCAGGAAGUAAAGGGUUGUCUGGUGAAAAGGGUAAAGAAGGUUCUGUUGGUGAUCAUGGCCCAAAGGGAAUCCAAGGAGAGAGUGGAAAUCAAGGACUAUCUGGAGUGAAAGGACCAAAAGGAAGAGAUGGAAUGAGCGGUGCUCCAGGGCAGAAGGGAGAUCCUGGAUCCUCUGGUGAAAAAGGUCAUCCAGGUGUAAGAGGUCAAUCCGGAUUAGUAGGACAGUACGGUCCUGGUGGAAACAUGGGAGAAGGUGGAGAUAAAGGUGACAAAGGUCUACCUGGACUUGCUGGUGAGACAGGGACAACAGGGCCAAUAGGUCCAAGUGGUGUUAUAGGAUUGCCAGGUUUGACUGGAAAAGAAGGAUUUGGUGGACAAAGUGGAAAACAUGGGCCAAAAGGAGAGCCUGGACUUAAAGGGAGUUCAGGGGGCCCUGGGAAGAUCGGAUCAGUUGGUGCAAUAGGUCUAAUUGGGAAGAAAGGAGAGCCUGGAAAACAAGGCAGAGUGGGCCAUGUGGGUCAGCCAGGAGCUGUGGGUCCUCAAGGACCAAAGGGGAAACAAGGAUCCUUAGGAGCUCCAGGGAAAAAAGGAGUCAAGGGUCUACCAGGGCCAAAGGGAACAAGGGGAUUUCCAGGAAGGAGAGGAAGUAAAGGUGUUGCAGGAAAGCCAGGACCUCAAGGGCCAAAAGGGAAACACGGCAUUCGCGGUUUUCCUGGGAAGCCAGGACGCAGUGGAACAGAUGGACUGCUGGGAGUUAUAGGAACCGAAGGGGACCCAGGUGAUAUUGGAUUCAGAGGACGUCCAGGGAGACCAGGUCUGCAAGGUAGUGCUGGAGCCACAGGAAUACCAGGUUUGCAAGGGAGUCGAGGUCCUGCUGGACCAAAGGGCUCUAUUGGACUGAAAGGGAAAACAGGGCCUUCUGGACCAAUAGGACCAAAGGGUAUUCCAGGACUUCAAGGUAAAAAGGGAGAUGACGGACAGAAGGGAACAAUGGGCCAAGUUGGUAUAACAGGUUUGCAAGGGCCCAUUGGACCACCAGGAGUAAAGGGAAAUCAAGGUACUCCAGGCUACAAAGGGCGCCCUGGACCAAAAGGCAUUAAGGGUGAAUCUGGUGCUCGUGGGCGUCCUGGUGGAAAAGGACUUCCUGGUUCACCUGGUCUAUCUGGAAGGAAGGGAAUAAAAGGAGUUCAGGGAAAAUCUGGGCAAAAAGGUGUGAAAGGUCAAAGAGGACGACCUGGAAAACCAGGUAUUGUCAGCCAGGUGAAACCAGGACCUCAUACCCCCCCUCAGAGAAGAGGAUCACAAAAUAAAGCAUUAUCUAGAAUGUUGCGAUUUGAUAACUUUGAUGAUUGGAUUGAGGAAAACAGCCACUUACAAGGCACUAAAGACAACCCAGCAUCCUCAUGCAGAGAGCUGAGUCUCAUCCAGCCUCACCUCAGAGACGGACACUACUAUGUCGAUCCUAACCACGGAUGUCCUUUUGAUGCUCUCCGAGUCUUCUGUAAUUUUACUGCCGGUGGUCUAACUUGUGUGUCUCCUGUCCAAUCUAAUAUUUCAGGAGUGUGGCCAUCAUCAGUGGACAGAUCCAAAAUGUGGUUUAGUGAGCUUCACAAAGGCUUCAAGUUGAAGUACAAAGAUCUCGAUGUUGUCCAACUGCGAUUCCUUCGGUUACACAGCAACUCUGCCACACAAAGCAUCAGCUUGAAGUGUCCCAAAAAACACAGUCCCACUGUUAAUCAUUGGAAGACGAUGCUGCAUUUACGAGGAGACUCCUAUGAAGAAAUCAAUCCGCCCCAUGUCAUCAUAACCCGGCAUGGUUGUGAGGUAACUGCACAGGUGAGGGUUCAUGGGAGUUCAGAGCUCCACAGGGGAGACAUGCAGCUACUUCCUAUCAGAGAUGUUUUUGUGGAGGGCGGAGAAGAGACCUGGAAAGGACAUGCAAACAUUAUCCUGGGACAUUUGUGCUUUUUAUAGUCUCUUUCCAAAGAUAGAUGUCAUGCGUAGAGCUUCUGCGGGGAUUGCAUUGCUGCUGGAUGAUAUUAGGGGAUUUUAUUGUUUAUAUACAUAAGGAUCAGUGAAUUCCUGCAUUGUUCUAUAGGUUUAGAUUUCUGACUGACUAAGUGUGUAUGUGUGCGUGUGUGGAUAGAUAUGUGGUUUACAGAGACACAAAGUUUUAUAAGGACAUGACUUAGGCCUAAUCCCAAUUCUACCUCUUUGCCCUUUCCCUUACCCCUACCCCUCAUUUUGCGCGUUCCCGUGAAUGGG
Messenger RNA from Danio rerio (zebrafish), 5497 nucleotides. NCBI's taxonomy places the organism in Eukaryota, Metazoa, Chordata, Actinopteri, Cypriniformes, Danionidae. The record is from RefSeq and is a predicted model, not a curated record.